CGUUAAAAGCCUAACAGCCGGACGACAGUGACUUGUCUCCCCCCCGGCGGCCACUACCACUCCAGCGGCCCCGAAAAAAAAAUCGGUUUUUUUUUUAACGCCCGUUUAGGGCAUUGAGUCAGUCAGUAUCCGGCAUAAGCUUGUACGGGAUUCCUUCGGCUUCCAGACUCCACGCCGCCUCGCACCUCUUUCGCCCUUCCGCGCGCUUCGACUUUGGCCCAAAUGAAGUUCUUCGCCAGCAGCAAGAAACCAUCCUCCAAAAACCCCGCCGCCGACCCCAGCGUUGAUGACCGCUUGCGCGACGACCUCUUGCAACCCGUCUCGGAGCCCUCGUCCCCCGCGCGGUCGCCGUCCAAGUCGUCGUCUCACCCGUCCAAGCCGUCUAAGAAGUCGACGUCGAGGCCCUCCUCGUACGUAGAGCCCAACAAGGCCUCCUCGCGCUCGUCUCGACUCUCGCGGCACCCGACCGACCCGGGCCGCGCCUCCUCUCGCCGGGCCAAAGUCGACCCCGACACCCAUCCCUUGAACCUCCCCCCCGAGGAGCGCAAGCGCCUCUCCGACCUCGCCACCUCCGCCAUGAACGGCAACUCCAUGGAUAUCGACCGCGAGCCCGUCAACGGCGCCGCCAGGGCCUCCACCCCGCCCAACUCCAACCCCUCCGCCCAGGCCAACUUCUCCGUCCCCAUCCCCAAUGGAACCAGCCAUGACGAGGCGCCCGCUCCCCCGCCGCACAAGUCCAACCCGUCCAGCCCGACCAUCACCCCGCAGGAGGAUGCCGAGUCUUACAAGGCUGCCGGCAACCGCUUCUUCAAGGACAAGAACUAUGCCAAGGCCAUUGAGCAGUACAGCAAAGCUGUGGAUUUGUUCCCUUUCGAGGCUACAUAUCUAGGCAACCGGGCUGCUGCUUACAUGUCCAAUGGUCAGUAUGAGUCCGCUCUCGAGGAUUGCUCCCGGGCCGCCGACAUGGACCCCCAGAACGCCAAGAUCUUGCUGCGACUGGCCCGUAUCUACACCGGCUUGGGACGCCCCGAGGAGGCCAUGACGACCUUUGGCCGCAUCAACCCCCAGCCUUCUGCCAAGGAUAUGGCCCCGGCCAAGGAGAUGCUGCACCACAUCGAAUCUGCACGACAGACCCUUAACCGGGGCUCCGCCAUGUCCAUGGUUCUCCACGCUUUGGACCUUGCUGAGCGUGGACUCGGCCCCAGCGUCGGCAAGCCCCGCAAGUGGCAGCUUAUGCGCGGCGAGGCCUACCUUAAGAUGGGUAGUGAGAACGCUCUCGGCGAAGCCCAAAACAUCGCCAUGACCUUGAUCCGCAACAACAACCAGGACCCCGAGGCCCUGGUUCUUCGUGGCCGGGUGCUCUACGGACAGGGUGAGAACGAUAAGGCCAUUCAGUUCUUCCGUAUGGCUAUCAACUGUGAUCCUGACUACCGGGAUGCUGUUAAGUGGCUGAGGAUUGUCCAGAAGCUUGACCGCAUGAAGGAGGAGGGCAACGUUGAAUUCAAAGCUGGCCGCCUGCCGCAAGCCAUCCAAAAGUACACCGAGGCUCUGGAGAUCGACCCCUCCAACAAGAACAUGAACGCCAAGCUGCUGCAGAACCGAGCCCAGUGCCGGAUUAAGCUGAAGGAGUACGACGAGGCUAUUGGGGACUGCGAUCGUGCUAUCCGCCUAGACUCCAGCUACAUGAAGGUCCGAAAGACCAAGGCCAACGCUAUCGGCCUGGCUGGCAGAUGGGAGGAUGCUGUCAAGGAGUGGAAGUCCAUCCACGAGAUGGAUCCCGAGGACCGCACCGUCAUGAAAGAAAUCCGCAAGGCCGAACUCGAGCUUAAGAAGUCCCAACGAAAGGACUACUACAAGAUUAUGGGUCUGGAGAAGUCGGCUGAUGCCAAUGAUAUUAAGAAGGCCUAUCGCAAGAUGGCUAUCAAGCUGCAUCCCGACAAGAACCCAGAUGACCCACACGCCGAGGACAAGUUCAAGGACAUGCAGGAGGCGUACGAGACCUUGAGCGACCCUGAGUAAGUCAUUCCUCGGCCGUCGAGAGCGAAUUAGUGCUAAUUAAGUUUGCAGGAAGCGAGCUCGCUAUGACAGUGGCGAGGACCUUGUUGACCCCAACGAUAUGUUCGGUGGCGGCGGCAUGGGUGGAGGCAUGGGCGGCAUCGACCCUGA
This is a messenger RNA of Ilyonectria robusta, 2166 nucleotides long. RefSeq lists its product as uncharacterized. Gene Ontology annotation, molecular function: protein binding. NCBI's taxonomy places the organism in Eukaryota, Fungi, Ascomycota, Sordariomycetes, Hypocreales, Nectriaceae. The record is from RefSeq and is a predicted model, not a curated record. The transcript has 2 exons. The coding region runs from base 223 to 2019 and encodes 598 amino acids.